Bubalus bubalis (water buffalo) is the source of this 2881-nucleotide messenger RNA. Its product is annotated as zinc finger protein 271. Gene Ontology annotation, biological process: regulation of transcription by RNA polymerase II. Gene Ontology annotation, molecular function: RNA polymerase II cis-regulatory region sequence-specific DNA binding; DNA-binding transcription factor activity, RNA polymerase II-specific. The record is from RefSeq and is a predicted model, not a curated record. The coding region runs from base 332 to 2302 and encodes 656 amino acids. The transcript has 2 exons. Lineage: Eukaryota; Metazoa; Chordata; Mammalia; Artiodactyla; Bovidae.
UUAUGUAGUCAGAAAAUCUACCCUGCCCCAGAGAGCUCUCUCGAAAGAUGAUUUCCGACAUUUACGCCAGGAACUGGCAGACAGGGCCCUAGCUGAGGCCAGUUCCGCGGAUGUUCAGGGGUUAAAUCUCGGCAACUCCCCGCCCCCACCCCACCCCACCUCGCCGCUCCCGCCUCGCGCGUGCGCGCGUGCGAGGCCUCGGGCCAUAGAGCUAAGCAAGCCUCCCAGAUUCCUAGAGCGGACAGCGCGAUGGCGGGUUUACCCGGUGGGAGGCUUGACGACGAUCUGGAGAACACAUCAAGAUGGUGUGACUAAGUCCAGUGUUGGAGAGAUGGCUUCCAAGGAGGAAAUUACAGCAAAAAUUGAACCAUUGACUGAAGAGUCUGGCAACCCCAGAAAUGAUGUUCUCCAGGAUUCUGAAUGCAGAGAAUUCUUUGGACUUGGGGAUAAAUUCAGUGAAAAGGAUCAGAACCUCUUUAAAAGAAGACAGCACAACUGUGAUGAAUGUGGGCAAAGCUUUGCUUGUAGUACAGGCCUUAUUAGGCAUCGAAGAACCCACUGGGAGAAACCCUAUGAAUGUGAUCAGUGUGGAAAGGCCUUUAAUGUGAGCUCAGCCCUGGUUCUGCAUCAGAGAAUUCAUACUGGGGAGAAACCCUAUCCUUGUAAUUGGUGCAUUAAAAGUUUCAGUCGGAGCUCAGACCUUAUUAAACAUCAAAGAGUCCACACUGGUGAAAAACCUUACAAAUGUGAUGAAUGUGGGAAAGCCUUCAGUCAGAGCUCUGAUCUUAUUAUACAUCAGAGAAUCCAUACAGGAGAAAAACCCUAUCAAUGUGGUCAUUGUAGUAAAAGUUUUAGCCAGCGCUCAGACCUGGUUAAACAUCAGAGAAUCCAUACUGGAGAGAAGCCUUAUACAUGUAGCCUGUGUAACAAGCAUUUUAGUCAGAGUUCUGAUGUUAUAAAACAUCAAAGAAUCCACACUGGUGAGAAACCAUAUAAAUGUGAUGUGUGUGGAAAAGCCUUCAGUCAGAGCUCAGAUCUUAUUCUACAUCAGAGAAUCCACACUGGAGAGAAACCAUAUCCAUGUAAUGAGUGUGACAAAAGUUUCAGUCAGAACUCAGACCUUAUUAAACAUCGAAGGAUCCACACUGGAGAGAAACCCUAUAAAUGUAAUGAAUGUGGGAAAGCUUUUAAUCAGAGCUCAGUUCUUAUUCUGCAUCAGAGAAUUCACACUGGAGAGAAACCCUAUCCAUGUAAUCAUUGUAGCAAAACCUUCAGUAGACUUUCAGAUCUUAUUAAUCAUCAACGAAUUCACACUGGAGAGAAGCCUUACCCCUGUAACCAGUGCAGUAAAAUGUUUAGUCGAAGAUCGGACCUUAUUAAACAUUAUAGAAUUCAUACAGGUGAGAAACCCUAUGAGUGUGAUAAAUGUGGGAAAACCUUUAGUCAAAGCUCAAACCUUAUUCUGCAUCAGAGAAUCCACACUGGAGAGAAACCCUAUCCAUGUAGUGAUUGUACAAAAAGUUUUAGUCGUCGUUCAGACCUUGUGAAACAUCAAAGAAUACACACUGGAGAGAAACCAUACACAUGUAAUCAGUGCAAUAAAAGUUUUAGUCAAAGCUCAGACCUCAUUAAGCAUCAGAGAGUACACUCUGGAGAAAAACCCUAUCGUUGUGAUUGUUGUGAGAAAGCUUUCAGUCAGAGUUCUGACCUUGUUCUUCAUCAGAGAAUUCACACUAGAGAAAAACCAUAUCCGUGCACACAGUGCAGCAAAAGUUUCAGUCAGAACUCAGACCUUAUCAAGCACCAGAGGAUCCACACUGGGGAAAAACCAUAUAAAUGUAAUGAGUGUGGGAAGGCUUUCAGUCAGUGUUCAGCUCUUGUCCUACAUCGAAGGAUCCAUACUGGGGAGAAACCAUACCCAUGUGGUCAAUGUGGCAAAGGCUUUAGUCGGCGCUCUGAUCUCAUUAACCAUCAAAGAAUCCACACGAAUGAAAAUCCAUAUAAAUGUGAUGUGUGUAGAAAAGCCUUCAGCACACGCACUGAUCUUACUGAACACCAGAGAAUCCACAUGAGAGAGAAACCCCACAGGUGCGUUCAAUGCAGUAGAAGUUUUAGCCAGCUCUCUGAUCUUAAUCAUCAUGAGAAAAUUCAUUCUGGGGAAGACACUUUGAAUGUGAGAAAACCUUUAGUGUAUACCCCAACUUUAUUCAGUACUAGAGAUGCUCUGCCAGAAAAAAAUCAUAGGAAUGCUAUUGAUUAUGAAAAAGGUUUUAAUCAAUGUUCAGCUGUCAUGCUACAUUAAAAAAACACAGACACUAGAGAGAAAACAUAGUAAUUCAAUUUUUGUAAUGAAAAGUUUAACUCAGAGCUCAGAUAUUACUAAAGAAAAAUUCUGAGAAUGAAUCCUGUGGGUAGAGGGAAAAUCUUUAAUGUGAAAAAAAUUUACUGAAUGUCAGCAACAAUGGAAAAAAAUUUCUGCUGUAAUGUAAGAAAAGCUGUAGUCUUUUAAUCAAAUACAAUCCACAAGAGGAGACUUUCUAUCAUUACAAGAAAUGUCUAACAAUGAUAAUGCAGAAUGUUACCAGAUAUUGUAAAAAUCAGUGUGGUGGCAUGUAUAAUCAGAGCUCAAAAAGAAAUGUAUUAGUGUUAUAAUCUCACACCUUUAGUGAGCCCAGAUCACCAGUUGCAGAGAAGUUAUUUUAGAGAAUGUAGGGAAAACUUAAACCCUUCCCUUAUCUUGUCAUUCACUCUGCUAAUUGGCAUACCACUUAUCUCCUGACAGCUGGAGAGUUCUAUGUUAUGCUAAUGCUAGCUAUUAAAGUCCCUGUGUGUGAACUUGCUAUGCUCUUCUGGUAUUAAACUUGUUAACUACAAAACUCUA